Messenger RNA from Micropterus dolomieu (smallmouth bass), 3269 nucleotides. RefSeq lists its product as uncharacterized. Gene Ontology annotation, molecular function: phosphatidylinositol binding. Gene Ontology annotation, cellular component: early endosome membrane; intracellular membrane-bounded organelle. Lineage: Eukaryota; Metazoa; Chordata; Actinopteri; Centrarchiformes; Centrarchidae. The transcript has 17 exons. The coding region runs from base 204 to 2879 and encodes 891 amino acids. The record is from RefSeq and is a predicted model, not a curated record.
CUACCUGCAGCCAAUCACAGCUCUGCUUUACCCAACUUAAUAAAGUUUGACUGUUAAUAACGUUUGACUGUUGUUUGAGGAACCCGAGUCUUCUUCUCCUUUGCCAAAGAUGUCCGUGAACAGACCUGCUCUGGCUAUGUGCAACACACACUGUCUCAAAGUAUGAGAUACGAGCAAAAAAGAGCCUCUUGUAAGAAAAGAAGAUGUAUCUGUGGCGCUUCUCCAUCGCCAUUACUUUUGGCUUGGUGUGGUAUUUUUCAGACUGCUGGCGCACAGUGACACAGUACUUGUUAUGUUUUCUCUUUUGUUUUUCUACCCCGCUGUUAUUUGGAAACAGCAUGCGAGAGAUCAGCACUCAAACUGAAGAAGAAACGAAGGAAAAUCCACUCCAGGAAACUGUUGAGGAAGAGUCGUUUGGUGACUUGAAUGACAGAGAAACCAGGGAGCAGGCUGAACCAGUGGAUUCUCAGUAUCCACAGGUGAAGAGGUCCCUUAAGCAAGUGUUUGAGCGUGCCUACGCUCAGCUGGUGCUGCCUUGGUACGGUGUCCUUGAGCCAUGUGAGAACCAGCUUCUGCACCAGGUGCUCAGCAGGGAGUUUGACUUUGUAAUUGACCGGAUCAUUGAGAGAGCAAAAGACUUUGAUGUUUGCCAGGCUGUCGUAGGCUCCAUUCGGAUUUUGACCCAGCACUUGCACAAUGCGAAGCAGUCUGACAGUGACAUCCUAAUGGCUCUUCUUAUGCUGAAUGGUGUUUCAACAGUAGCACAUCCCAUCAGAGCUCUCUUGUUCACUUCCAGAGCAGAAGAGAUUGCAGUUCUCCGAGAGUUUUCUGAAACUCUGGUAUGUAACCUUCUUCCCGAAUCUCUCUGGGGACAAGACGUCAGCCGCUGUGCCUUAAAUGAGAUCGUUGCCUUAAAGGGUUUGGGCCUGUUGGUGACAUGGCUGUCGGACCCCGACAACCUGAACCAGCUGGUGGUGAGCCAGCUUGACAGCGUGACCCCCAAAGGCUCUGUGGAUGAGCUGUGUGGAUCAGACCCAGAUCAAGCCUCGCUGGCUUCACACGAGGGCGAAGGCGAGGCCGAGGGCAGUGAAGUGGGCUUGGAGAGAGCAGGGAUUUCAAACGGCACUAGGAUCGAGGCCAAAAGUAAAGGUAACAAGUUAAAAGAAGGAUGGUCAAAAUUUGUUGACAAGAUGAAGCCCAAGAAGACCAAGAAAAAUAAGAUAAUGAAGAAGGAGCCAACAGGGAUGAGGACCAUGGCGAUCCAGGAAAACCAGGACACCAGGGAGGACUCCAUUCUCAGCCAGCAGGACUCUGACAGGGAGGACAGUGAUCUGGAUAACUACCUGACAAGCGUCCAAGAGGACAUGAUGGAAUUCAAGCUGUCAUACGAGAUGUGGCGUGCCGGCCGCUGGGCUGUCAGCAUCCCUCAUACCGACUGGGAGGAUAAAGAGAUAAUCUUCACUGUUCACCUGGAGGAGAAGGACAGCCCUGAGAACCUACAUUGGGACAUCAGGAAGACCUACAUGGAUGUUGUGUACUUUUGCAACAGAUGGCAGGACUCGAUCCGGCUGCCCACGAUCCUGGUGCCGGAGGAGUCAGAGAUCACAGAUGAGGUCAAAGAAGAAGCGAAGGGAUCAUUGGAGAACUUCCUGCAGGAAUUAGUUUCUGACGAUCUAAUCGGCCGCAGUCAGCCAGUUUUUCAGUUCCUCUGCCCACUUGACAAACUACUGAAUGAGGAGGAACAUUAUGGAGGCGUCUGGGGCCUUCUGAGUGGCUUGGCUUACUUCCUGACUCCAGGUCAAGAGGAAGAAGAGAACUCUAGUCCUCAGACAGAGGCCCCGAAAGAAAUCACAAUGACAUCUUCACAUCCUGAAUCUACAACUCUGCCUUUAGAAAACCCUGGUGCCUCUACUGAGAAGGGCAACAAUGUUACUGGUACUACAAUCCCAACUAUUGUUAUCUUGGAAGAUCAUUCUGAUUCAGUGCCGCCAGAGGAAGCAGAAACACAAAAGGAGCUGGAGCCUGCAAAUAAAAACUGCUCCCCCAACAAAACAGAGGACUCUAGUAAUGCCUUAACCUCUCCCUUUAAAAUGUUCAAAGGACUGAUACAAUCCAGGUCACUAGAGUCCUUGCUCUCAACAAGAACCACCAGUGAUAAAGACUCACCUGUGUCAGACUCCACAGCGCACUGCAGACAAAAUGGAGAGUUUCAGGGGGAUAGCACGGAAGGUCCAUCGUGGUGUCACUUCAGUGCAAAGUCAAAUAAAAAGGACAAAAUAUGUUUCAAGAUGUCAGGUGGAGCAAACAAGACUAAAGGGAAGGACCAGGACACUUUGCCGAGAGGGGAGGACUCCCAGUGUCAGAAGAGCCAAGAGCCACAAAAGCCAGGCCAGCUGGAGGCAACAAAAGCCAUAUUUGAUCUGCUGAAAGAAAUUUCUGGGAACUCCAUCCUCAUAAACAUAUUUGAUGCCAUUUUGAAACCCUUUAUGCCCAUCUUGAAAAAAAAAGUGAACUCUUUCCUAAACAAGAUGAACCCAUCAGAAGUGCAGAUGGCUACAUACAUCGAUGCUGUGCGUGAAAAACAGUGGCCAGAGAUUCAACCAGCUGCACCGCCUCCACCUCGUCCUCCUCGCACAGACGAGGAGAAGAACGAGACCAGGGCCAGAGCGUACAACCUGAUGAAUGCCAAAUGUUCAAACUAUCUUAUCCUAAAGAAGACAGACAUGGAGUCUGUUUUUAAUCUGUUCCAGGACUGUGAAAAAAACAAAAUGCUCGUACAUAUGCUCCUGUCAUUCCUAAUGAGGAAAUUGUUUCCCAGUGAGCAUUCUCUAAAUGUGAGCGCUGCUGCCUUACAGAAAGUGACCAACCUGACUAACUGAUCUGUGAACCCUUGAUUGUGAUUUUGGGGGGGGGAGGUUGUUUUGUUUUUUGACAUUUUAGAAUAUCAAAUUAUUUAUUUAUAUCUCAGACACUCCAUUAUGUCGUUUUUUAUGGUGAACAUUUUGUGAAUUUCCUUUUGGCUUUUAUUUUAAAUAAAUAAAUAAAAUUUUAUUUUGCAUAGUGUAGAAUUACAGAAUUGUAAUUUAUUACCAUUCAUAACUUGUUUGUGAAGUCAGAAAUACUCUUUGUGGGAACCGGCUUUAAAAAUUGUAUUUUUGUUGUGAAAUUUAGAGGUAAAAGUCAAGUUUAUUUCAUGUUUACAGUUGAAAUUUCACCCUUCACAUUUUAAUGUAAAAGAAUAAAAAUUUUCUAAAACAUUUUGUCACUGU